Molecule: messenger RNA, 1311 nt
Organism: Pisolithus orientalis
Lineage: Eukaryota; Fungi; Basidiomycota; Agaricomycetes; Boletales; Pisolithaceae
Exons: 2
Coding region: 1-1311 (436 amino acids)
Molecular function (GO): protein binding
Source: RefSeq, a predicted model, not a curated record
AUGCGUUACCUAGACCCUCCUGCAGAGAGCACGCCCCUGGUCACCUCAACCUCCCGAGAGAAUGUUUUAAUUCCUCAGUUUCUUGUCCCAACGUCGCAGAAGUCACUUUAUCGAAACCUUUUGCGGAUCACCGCGUCCAAUUCACACUCCAUGAAAACUGCAAUAAACUACCAUUUUCGUUACCCUAAAGCUUUCCGGUCUGCACGUUCCUACAACUUUCUUAUCAACCUAGCAAUUCGACAUGCAGCAUUCGGAACAGCGAUGCGCCUUCUUCUUUCCAUGCGAGAGGAGCUCAUACCCGCAAAUAUGGAAACGUGGAAAUUGAUUGUUAGGUGGCUAGUACGCACAGGCCGAUGGGAUGAAGCCCGGGAGCGCGUUUCCCGCGUUUCCCGACGCCUACAGUUAAACAAUCCGCAUCCUCAUACCAUUCCACUGCCUCUAUGGCUGGAGCUUUUUGGCUCGCAGAAGCGCGGUGCUCUUCGAUACUACGAUAGACGUAGGGUCUCAGCCGCCGUCAGAUAUGAGAAGUGCGGUUCACGGGGACCCUCGCGGAUAAAUCUACGACCAUGUCCAUCCCAUAUAUCACCGGUUGCAGCCAUGUUUCAUUACCAAGUGCUCAUGAAGGCCUUUCCCUUACUUACUUCUGAAAUUCGACCACGGAUUAUUCUCAUUCUCUCACGCAUAAUGAUAGAAACGGGCCAUCGACAACUUGCAUGCUCAAUGGCCUCCUCUUAUCUGAAGAACCUUCCAUUGCGCAUCAGGCCCUGCCAUCGACGGACGAUUCUGAACAUCAUUCAUCUACAUAUGUGUACCCUUCCCAUCAAGCACGGACUCUCACGUCAUUUUACCCAACGCCGCAUUCUCUUCGACUUUCUUGGUGUCUGCCCUAGUUUCAAACCGUCACCGAUGUCGUUAUUCCUGUUGUUAGGAAGUUUACGCGGUUCCCGUCGCUGUGGGACGCUAGCUCUCCAGUGUUUGCGAAAAUUUCGGCAACAGUGGGGACCACAUAUCGAGUCUGGCAUGGUCAGGAGACGUGUUGUCAGCCUUGCUUUGAAAGAAGGCCGUUUAGACAUUGCAGAAGAUAUCCUUCGAAGCGAGAAAACGGCUCGCAUGAUUAAGCACGGAUGGAGGUUGCAAAUCGAAGUAUUUGGAGAUCCCCCUUCGUGGUCCUCGUACAAGGCGCAACGAAGAUGGCCACUUCGAAGUUAUUUUAGUCGUGAGGGUGUAGAGAACCGGAGAUGGUCGUUGCUGGAGAAGAAAUUCCUGCGGAUGAAGGAACGAAGCGACAGCCAAAAACAACCAUUAUUAUAG